CGUCCGUUGGGGAAAUGGUUUGGUUCGUCGCGCUACAGAACCAGCCUCCUCUACCAAGUUGUCACGGUUACCGAGAGGUGGUACUGGCGUCUGACAGUGUGACGGGACAGGGGACAGCUGAGGCCCUGGUGGUCAUUAUUCAUCAGCUGCUAUGGAAACAUGUUACCUUACUGUAUCACCCAAAAUAUGCUACAGUGGUAUGCUAAGGACGCUGGUGGAAGCAGUUCGAUCACCGCCUUCUCACCGUGGAUCCUAUUGGGGGAAGAUGUUCUACUAACCACAACGGCCGAGAAGCUGGGAAACUUAAACAAUGUCGCCAUACUUCAGGGCGUUCCCUGUAAAAGUGUCCCCUAUUCUUCAAUGUCUGUGGAGUUGAUGCCAUACAGAAUUCUAAAUGACACAGUUGAGGUUGCCAAAACCAAACAGUUAAAUUCGUCAUGCUCUGUUUUGCCCAGCGCUAAGCAAUAUGUUAGUAAACUCUUCCUGGCCGCACAGGAAACGCUGUCAUGUGGUGAGUGUCUCGUUGAACCGACAUUCAAAAUAUAUACGGCAUUCUGGAAGAGCUUCGGUCGACGUUUUGAGUGUGUAGUGGACACAUGGCCACCGUAUGUAUACAAAAGUGUGGUAAACGGAAAACCUGUGUACUAUGGUUUCUGUAUCGAUCUUAUCAAAGAGCUGUCUCACAAUUUGAAUUUCAGUUAUACGUUAAUAGAGCCUGAGGAUCAAGAAUGGGGUAGAAUCUUGAAUGGCAAAUGGACAGGCCUCGUGGGUCAAAUGCAUAGACGGGAAGCUGAUUUAACAGUGGCAGCUCUGUCCGUUCAACCGGAAAGAGAAGAGGUUAUGGAUUUUAUAUCACCCUAUUAUACGGAAUACACUGUGAUAAUUCUAAAGAAGCCUGCCGAAAACAGCACAAAAUGGCGGACCUUGAUAGACCCCUUUCACUGGCUCGUUCUACUGGGAAUAGCUGUGUCACUGCCCUUUGUCACCUUCUUUCUUACGUUUUGUGAGAAGUUGUCUCCAUGUUAUGCACACAUAAAAAAUAGGGGUAAAUACCCAGGAUUACAUAACUUCACUGACUGUUUCUGGUACUUAUUAGGAGCGUUAUUGACACAAGGCGGUGUUUAUUUGCCCAAGAGCCAGUCAAGUCGGACUAUCACAAGCUUCUGGUGGUUGUUCUCCAUUAUUGUGGUAGCAACGUACAGCGGCAAUCUCAUAGCUUCUCUUACCGUCACGCGAAGCUUGAUUCCGUUCAAUAGCGUCAAGGAGAUGGUUCAACAGUCUACGUACAAAUGGGGCACGACGAAUGGGACAUACCUUAAUAUGCUAUUACAGAUAUCGAAAGACCCAAUCUACAGGCAGAUCUGGGCCGGUAUAAAGCGGUUUGAAGUGGAGGACCCGGAUGUACUGCACCCCAACCACAGCGUACAGGUGGCGCGGGUAAAGACCGGGCAAUACGCCUACCUGAACGACGCUUCCUCCAUGAACUCGGAGAUAUUGACGGACUGUAGUCUGGCUCUGGUUGAUGAAGAGUUCCUUCCCCUUCAUUUUGCUGUCGGACUUAGACAAGAUUCGCCAUACAGAUCAAUAUUUGAUGAGCAGAUGGUGGCUAUCAGCGAGAGCGGGCUACUGAGUAUCUGGAAACGCAAAUGGUGGUUGAGGAACAGUACAUGUUUUGGACUUUUGAUCCGCCAAGCCAAGCCGAUCACCCUGUUAGAUGUCCAGAGUGCCUAUUACCUACUCCUAAUUGGAAUAACGGUAGCUGGCUUAAUGUCUCUUAUGGAGAAAGCCCAAAAGUUCCUUGGUAAUAGAGAGAUAUGAUAUGAAAUAUAUAGUUCUCCAGUAAAAGCGACCAUACUUCACGACAUCCACGUAGCAUAUUUGGCGUUUAGAAGGUGGAACUGUCAAUUUCAGAACCUAACUGGGUCAAGAAUCAUGUUAAGAGAAUGUGUUAUAGUAUGUAACUGCCAUACGCGUUUGACCAAAACACCGUUUACUGGCACCGUACCUUCUCACGUUCCACUUCCAAUGUACACCAUUAUUGUUGAGUGGAUAGCACCAAACUUAUUCUAGAGCAAUGUUUCAAACGAAGUUAUCUUCAGUUUAAGUUUCCAUAUUGCUACCAUUAAUGAUCACUUGUGUCCACAAUCUAUAUGGGGUGUUAGAGUGAAUGUUCACAUAGCAAGACGUUCUGAGCAAGAUCGGUAUCUUUCCAAGCCCAACAAAACCAGUUUCUUAAAACUUAUGAUUGAGAAGAACGACCGAAUAGUGAUAAACCAGCAGUUUUGCGCCAUUCUUCGGGGAGUUAAUAAUAUUAUUCAGGGCGUGUUCUUUGAGUCUUUUAUAUAACUUCCACAGGUUAUGCCUGUGUUUGGUUUUGCGUAUAUUACAUUGGUUUGUCAGAUCUUGUUUGUUAAUGGUUUUAAUGUUCACAUCAACACGUAAUUUGUCAACGUAGGCAUCCUUUGCUGCACCACCACUUAGCUCAUUGUUGUUCAUCGUUUGCGCUCUCGUUAUUAUGUUUUGUGUUUAGGCCUAUAUCAGGUCACUUUUAUACUGCGUUCCGUCUGACGAUGUUCAGUGUCAACAUUUCGAGGAAUCCA
Liolophura sinensis is the source of this 2600-nucleotide messenger RNA. RefSeq names its product probable glutamate receptor. Bases 160 to 1818 code for a protein of 552 amino acids. The transcript is spliced from 10 exons. NCBI's taxonomy places the organism in Eukaryota, Metazoa, Mollusca, Polyplacophora, Chitonida, Chitonidae. Gene Ontology annotation, molecular function: ligand-gated monoatomic ion channel activity. The record is from RefSeq and is a predicted model, not a curated record. Gene Ontology annotation, cellular component: membrane.